Parnassius apollo (apollo) is the source of this 831-nucleotide messenger RNA. The record is from the annotation of a GenBank genome assembly. NCBI's taxonomy places the organism in Eukaryota, Metazoa, Arthropoda, Insecta, Lepidoptera, Papilionidae.
AUGUUUGAGUCAAAAAAUACGGACCACACCUUAUUGUGCGGUGAAUUAACAAACUUGAUUGAUACGCUUGUCACCAAAGUAACGUUGCCUACACAUAAGAUAGAUAUCUUUACUCAAAAUAUUCGUGACUAUUUGGACCAAAGAUGCUACCUGGGAUUCCGAUUCGAAAAACAUAUUCAAGAAAUGAAAGAGAAAGGUUUUCCCCGGGAAGAGGAAGAAGUAUUGCGGAAUAGGUGCAUACAGUUUAUAGUUUGUCUCAUUGACGAAAUAAAAAACAGAUUGCCGGAAAAUAUUACUCUCAUGAAACAAAUAUCCCGUAUAAGUGUCGAAAAAGCCCUGCAUCACAACAAAGAAAAUCUUGUUGAUAUAAUGGCUCGGUUCGUAACAAGUACAGAAUUAAUUGCAAAAAUUGACGAUCAAUGGCAGCAAAUUCAUUUACUGAGAUGGAAUGAAACAAAAGAUACAAAAAAUUUUUGGAGCGAAGUCUUGAAAUUCAAAGAUGCACAAGGUGUUGCUCGAUUUCAAGAACUAGCAACAUUUGCGAUUACACUUUUGGUAUUGCCACAUUCGAAUGCCGAUGUGGAAAGACUUUUUAGUAGCAUGAAUAUUAUAAAAAACAAGCAGCGAAACAGAAUGAAGCUAACUCUUUUGAAAUCAAUUCUAAAAAUACGCUGCGGUAUGCAGUUAAUGGGAAAGUGCUGCAACAAUUAUGAAAUUCCUUUAAAUCUUAUAAAACAAAUUGGGACGAAGGAGUCAUAUCAGUCCGAUAAGGAUAACAGUAAGGCUGAAAAUGAAAAUGCAGAUUCAUCUGAAGACGAUUUAUUAGUGUAA